ACAACCACUGACAAGAUGCACCGCUAUCAAGUCGAGAACAUGGUUCAAUUAACGCUAGCGGACAUCUCUAAAUACUUAACAGUGGCUGUCUUGGACAAAGCGUUUAAAUUACGGACAAAUAGUCAAGACGUAAUUAGAUUUUUCCAAAUAACACGAGCUGCUCCUGCUGGUGAGGGAUUAAUUGGUGCUGUGUACAGGAUACGGGUUUCAGGAGAACAACAUACAGCAUCGUUCAUCGCAAAGGGAUUUGCCGGUGACGUUCUCUUGAAGAAGUCCCUAGACUGCACCAAGUACUUCGAGCGUGAAACGCGGUUCUUCUCGAAAAUUCUUCCUGUCCUCGUCGAACUGCAGGCGUCGCUUGGUGCAAAGCAUACCAUACAGAACAACAUACCUAUUUGCUACGGAUGUCACAACGACGGUGAAAAUGAUUAUUUAUUGUUAGAAGACUUAGCUGAAAGUGAUUGUAAAUCAAUAUCCGAAAACCCCACCGAAUUUGAAAGAGACAUUACUUUGGGAUCUUUGGCUCAUUUACACGCUGUAUCCUUUGCACUGCGGAUCAAAAAGCCAGAUGUGUUUGCAAGGUUUGCGAGCUCGAUUCCGGAAUUAUACUAUACAGCUGAGAAUCGCCAGUGGUACCAACGAUUUCUUCAGAAUGCUGUGAAAUUAGACCUGGACGUUUUACGGCAGUACGAAGAUGAUUCAAGUAUUUACUUACAAAAAUUCAAAAAGUUAGUGGAUGAUGAUAUCUACGAAAAGGUCAUAGAAAUAUGUUCCACUCCGGGAUGUUUUCCAGUUCUGAGCCAUGGCGAUGCUUGGUGUCCUAAUUUCCUAUGCUCCAAAGACAGGGCCGUUAUGAUAGACUUUCAAUUAUUCAGAUGUGCAUCACCUGCAACAGAUGUGACUUUGUUUUUGAUUUUAUGCAGCAACGUAUGCCGUGACAAAGAAGAUUUUUUUAAAGCUAUUGAUGUUUAUUACAAUUCUGUAACAUAUUAUCUGAAGGAUAUGGGUAUAAAUCCGGCCACGGUUAUUACGCGGCAAGACUUAAACGAAGAAUUAAGAAAAUUUGGAAAGUUUGGUUUGUUUGGCUCUAUAACAUCUAUACCUCUUCUAGCAAGCAAACGAUGCGAUGUAUUAGAAUCUUUUGAAGAGAAAUUUGCGGACUUAGAAAGAAUACCUUUAGAGGAACUCUGGGUCUUGACUCAAAUCGACGACGAAGAUCAUAAAAUGCGUUUGGUGAACGCUGUGCGAGUAAGCGUCGACACUGGACUCAUUUAAAAACUAUUAUAAAUAAAAAAUAAUAGAUUGUAAGUGCUUCGCUGCAAAGACCUUUAUCAUUCGUAAUAUUCCAUACACCAGUCGACUUUAACGGAACUAAGUUGAAGUCCUGUCCAAAUGGCGGUGCCGCAAACUGAUUUGUAAAGAAAUACUAUACAAAAACACCUGUGGCUGCGUACAGAUAAGCCCGUAGAUGAGUCGGCAGUACAUCGGAAUGUUCGGACUCGUGACCGCUAGACACCCAAAAACUAAUUAUCGCUGUGAUGGUGUAUAGCCGGCCAUUCGGUCGCUGCGUCUCACGUAUAAUGUGCUGGUGCAUAUGACCUAUCGGUUCUAUUCUCAUAUACUAUUAUACUCGGACAAUCUUUUAUGUAAAGUGGCUUGAGCAAACUGUGAAAGAUGAUUGCAAGAUUCGAACGUAUUUAUUUAUACAUAUUUUGGUUCUUUCACUAUUAACACAACCAAGUUUACUACAUUAUAUUUUACGAUAUAGUUGUCAUAUUUUUUACUUGUUUGGUAAUCACGAACAAAAUAUAAAUGGUUUUUGUUAACGUUUUUCUGCAAGCAACCGUACAUAACGACAAAGUGCAAUGACGAGAUGUAUUAAUGUACGAGUCCGGUGAUAAAUGUUGAAAAAAACUACGUCACUAUGAACAUUAUGUUUUGUUGUUGAUCUUUAUCAUUAUGAGUAGUAGUUGAGAAUUUAGAAUUUAUCCAUAACUUAAAUUUAUAUGUAUCGGACGUGUCCACUGUCGACGUGAUUCUACAAAUUGGCAAAUGAGAAUAGAAAGUUACAUGUAGAAGUGUGAAUUGAUUUAUUUUUGUUGUUUCACAAACAUUGACGCUUUUAACAUCUCGUGUACGGUGGUGUAUGCUAUGUACAUUAUCGACUGAUGCGUGUGUCAAACGUAACAGAACAGACGAAUUUCACUUAAGGCAUAUUUCUGUUACUUUCUUAUUAUUUGGUUUUGUAACAGUAAGAAAGAGAUAGAUAGACAAGGAAUUUAACGUCUAUGGUAGCAUUGGAAACUAUUCCACUCACAUCGCAGAUUCCUAAAUACAUCACAAAAUUAAAUAAAAUUUACCUUGGUUGUAUCAUGUAUGACCGUUAGAGAAUUCGUGGCAAAUAUGUGCCCCUACUGAAUAUAAAUUGGAUGAUUUUAGUUUCAUUUUAUUUGUUACAUUAAACAUUAACAGCGUUUAGGCAAAUUUUGAUCAAGGAACGUGUGGAAUAUUAAAUGGGGACAUCAUUGAGCAUGUAUUAUGCUGUCCAACUAUGUUGUCACCUGUUCAUACUCUCUAUAAGUACUACAAUAUAUACUUGGACAAUAUCGUAACCUAAAGAACUUUAGUCUAUGCAUAAUAUUUAUUCAUAAAAUAUGAAAGUCAAAUACUUAUUUAUCAAUGAAGGAGUAUUUGAUGCGUCAUUUAGACCAAGGUUACAAUAGUUUGAUGUUCGUGGAAUUAAAGUGAAAAGUUGCACUAUAUAUCGUUGGGGUUAGUGCCGUUCAAAAUUCAUACCUCCAAGCGAAUAUCUGACCUGCCCAUUUGAAAAUACCAAUUGUAAGAAUAACACCCAAACAAAUUAAUUAUAAUUACUAAAAUUUACAUCUGAUAAACCUUACAUUGUAAAAAUCAAGGAUUUUUCCUGGCAGUACUAAUGUAAACGGCCCGUCUUGUCAUUUACGAGCCCUCGAAAGAUAACCGUGAAAUUCAAUAAUUAUAAAUUGUUAUUGAAGCGUCGAAUCCGUACGCACUAAAGACAUCCGAAAUAAAAUUACGCGAGUUGAAUAAUCACUUGGUGGCGCCAACACUUUAUUUGCAUGCAGCGUUAUAUGCUUCGACUCGGUCUUCGGUUUUUGUUAUUAAAACUAAUUUUCGCAGAUUAUCUUUGACACCGCUUAUAAUUCAAAUCGUUCAACUAUGCGUUUCGAAUACGUUCAGGACGUUUUAGUGAAGCAGGUUUGGCAUGACGAAUAUCACUUUUUGCUGUUUCAAUUCUAUUACGAAUAUGUUUAUAUACUUGUUAUACCGGUUUGAGAUAUUUAAUAAAAAAAUAAUUUACUUUUAGGUAUUUAGUACUAAUUAAGAACAAGUAAUAUGAUUUCGUUAUAUUGCGUAUAGUUUUAUUCCAUUCGAUAUCCGCUAUUAUAUCGCGAAUAAGGGAUGAAAGUGUGGUAAAUCUCCCCAACAGAGAAGCAUGUAAUAAGAUAUAGGAAUUGCGAAUCAUUUGCACAAUUAAAUAAAUUAAAUAAAUAAUUAAAAA
Molecule: messenger RNA, 3541 nt
Organism: Manduca sexta (tobacco hornworm)
Lineage: Eukaryota; Metazoa; Arthropoda; Insecta; Lepidoptera; Sphingidae
Exons: 1
Coding region: 16-1275 (419 amino acids)
Source: RefSeq, a predicted model, not a curated record